UCGGAGAAGCUUAUUUAGCGGCUCGGAAUGGGAGUCUCACUAGCGAGAGGUUUUCCAGGGGCACAUAACUGGCGUGACUCCAUAGCGGGCAGUCAGGGAAAGUGAUGUAAUAGCUUUGUUAACCGUUAAAAUAAUCUUCUGUGGAAUAUAGUUGCCCGGUGAAGCAGUAGGCGAUGUCUUUUUAUUUGUAUGACAUUAGAUAAAGGGAAGGGAAGGGAAGGGAGUGUGCACCUUGCGCUUUAUGAGAUGACGCGAGUGGUUUUGUUUGAAUGAAACACUACUCAAGGAUGGAUGAUUUCCCUCAUCUUUUUCCAGACCAAAGCCCUCCGUUUCACAUGGAAACGCCGUUACCUCGUAUUAUCGGUGCCUCUGCGGCGACGGGAGCCGGCUCAGGGGUGAGCAGCGCCUUACGGAGUGACUUAGGCUCCAAUAUUCAUGUUUUGAAAACGCUGAAUCUCCGCUUCCGCUGUUUCCUCGCUAAAGUGCAUGAGCUGGAGCGCAGGAACAAAGUGUUAGAGACUCAGCUGCAGCAUGCUCAGGAUGAGUCCCGGUACAGGAGCUUUUUAAGACGGGAGCAAGCUGCCCAAACGGACUGUGAGCUUCCGUUUGCAGGCCCGCUAGCCGAGGCGAGGCUCCCCGGGAGAAUCUGGAGUUACUCCCAGAGCAGGAGGUAUGGAGGUCGGCUGGAGCUCCAUCAUGGGCCGGAAGGUUCAUGGACGCACCCGGUUGGAGUCGGAGUCCAGAUCGACACCAUCACCCCUGAGCUGAGGGCCAUCUACAACGUGUUAGCCAAAGUGAAACGAGAGAGAGACGAAUACAGAAGGAGAUGGGAGGAGGAGUUGUCUAACUGCCAGCAAAUGGGGGCCAUGGUGGAGACUUUACAACAAAGUGCGCAGGAUUCUGAGGCCCUACGGAAAGAACUGAGUGAGAAAGUGGAACAGCUUAAAGCUGAAUUGGUCGUCUAUAAGAGUCUCAUGACUGAUGAAAUGUCAGAUUUGGACACCAAAAUUCAAGAGAAAGCCAUGAAGGUGGACAUGGACAUUUGUAGACGCAUUGACAUCACAGCGAAACUGUGCGACGUGGCCCAGCAGAGGAACUCGGAAGACAUGAGCAAGAUGUUUCAUGUCAGUCCUUCUAGAGCUCCUGCAGACCACAAAGGAGCGUCUGCAGCAUGUAAAAAGAAGGAGCGUAAGGCUGUGUCUGACGAUGAGAAUGCUGAGGUGGAGGCAGACAGCGAGCACUCUGAGAAGGAAGUUGCUGGAUCUUUGAACAUUACAGAUGAAAUGAAGCGCAUGCUCAGUCAGCUAAUUAGCUCAGAUAACUGCUCUGUCGCCAGGCGGGAGACGUUCGAGUUUGACGAUGACUGUGACAGUCUGGCCUGGGAGGAGACUGAAGAGACUCUGCUCCUGUGGGAGGACUUUACCAACAACUCCACCGCUGCUGCUGCCGGUGCACACUCUAGCGCUGCCUGUGCUGCCGAGUGCCACGGAGAAACACACGAGCCGGAUGGAAGUCUGGGCAGUCUGAUAAACAAGACUGAGUCACUCUUUAAAACGAGAGAGCAGGAGUACCAAGAUUCAAUUGGACAGAUCGAGCUGGAGCUGGCCACAGCCAAGAGUGACAUGACCAGACACCUGCAGGAGUACAUGGAGAUGUGCAGUAUGAAGCGAGGACUGGAUGUGCAGAUGGAGACCUGUCGCAGACUCCUCCAGAGCUCAGCAGCCACUGGCAGAUACUCACCAUUCUUAAACUCUGGAGCAAGCAGUGACUCAGGAAAUGUAGAAGACCUGCAAGAUGAACUGGACAGGGAUGGAGAGAAGGACAGAGACAUUGUUGGAAAGAGCGAUGGAGAGACAGACGUACACGGAGAGGUCAGUUGAUGAUCCUCCGCAUCACAUUGCUCUUCUUCUACAGUGGCACAGGGGGUAGAAUCUCUGACCCAGUCUUCCAUGGUGUGCGUCUCUGUGGAUCUCCGAGUCGGUGCUACAUGUGCUGUCCCAAAUUGGGAUUAAAUCAGUUUUAAAGAUACUAUCUACUGCAACUGUCUUUUUCUUCAGCACUGCCAUGGCAUUGCUCCAUCUCCUCCUGUCCUCUUUCUCAAUGGCUUGUACAUCUACACUAUACACAACAUCUUUCAACAUUCUUACCCUUUUUUAUAAUCUGCUUCAGAAAUAAUCACGAAAUCCAUUUACCAGUUUUUAUUCAUCAUAUUACAACAGAAUUGUUUUGUUGGUCAUAUGAUGAUGUCAUAAAGGAGCCUAGAAUUAACAAUAACAUUUGCUCAGACUCUUGUCACUUGAUCACUAGAAAAUACCGUGUUUUAUACAUUUUAGGGAAGCAUUGCUCUGAAAUCUGAAAUAUUGCAGAUAAUCACAUUGACACAAUAUGUAAGCCAGGCAGUAUGAGCUUCUACACUAGGGUUAGACAACAUUGCACAAUUGUGCACAGAGCACUAUGCAAUAAGCUGCUUUGGAAUUGCAGUUAACUGUUUGUUUCUUUGUUUGUUUGUUUGUUUUCAGGGAUAUACUUGGUAUUUGUGAAAAAGUGCCCUGUUCUUAUUUUACCUGUAAUGCAGAAGGUUCAGUGUUCAGAGAAAACUGAUGCCAAACAGUAGAAAACCAAAACCCUUGUGCCUGCAACUCUGUUUUACACAAUAACCGUUGCCUUAUUGUUUUUUCGUUUGUUUUUUUCUUUAGCUGGGCUUUUUAAAAAAUGAUUUAAAAAUUGAACAAAGUUAAUAGCAAAUAGAAGAAAACAUUGUGAAAUGUGCAAAAUCAAAACAAUGCAUCUGUUGGACAGCAGUGAAGUAAAAAUGUGAUUAUUAUUAUCAUCAUCAUUAUGUUUGUUGAUUUGUGGAGUUUUUCUGUGUGCAUAUUUUCUGUAUCUUUAUAAAGGUUUUGUUUAGCGUUUAAUAUAAUCAUUAUGUGGAGACUUUUAAUCACUGAUCUUUCUUUUUUUAUGGAAAAGAGUCAUUCCUUAUGUUUUAUCUUCUGAUUAAUGGUCACUUAAUAAAUCAUUAUUUAUACACGGC
Molecule: messenger RNA, 3031 nt
Organism: Ictalurus punctatus (channel catfish)
Lineage: Eukaryota; Metazoa; Chordata; Actinopteri; Siluriformes; Ictaluridae
Gene: iffo2a
Product: intermediate filament family orphan 2a
Exons: 9
Coding region: 270-1880 (536 amino acids)
Source: RefSeq, a predicted model, not a curated record